UAUUCCUUUGAUUUUAUUAGUUUUUAAAUCUGUAAGGAAAGAAAAAACCCCGAUCUCCGUUAACUAAAACCCUAAAAUCCUGAAGAUCCGGCGAUCCGUUAGCUAAAACCCUAAAUCUCGUGAAGAUCCGGCGAAUCAGCGGAAUAUGAAGAGACAGAGAGAGGAGGAUUCGGCGGAGGAAAGGGAGAGGAGGAGAGAGUUAUUCGAGAAAUUGAGAAAUUUGACUGACAGGAAGAGGCAAGAAGCUGAGAGGAGGAGGAGAAGAGGAAAAAGAAAAGUGAAGUGUUGGUGGGAUUACGAAAAUACCCGACUCCCACGAAAAUUUGACGUAUCCCGUAUCAAGCCUACCUUACCUUAGAAGCAAUUUUGAGUAGGCACCGUUAUAGUGGGGGGGAGUUGUGGAUGAAGAUGGUCGUUUCCGAUUCCACAGACAGUGACAAAAUUGGGUGGAGAACUUAUCAGAACCUCCAAAGAGAACCGGGAAUUGUUGUUCACGAUUGCAAAAUAGCCAACACUCGUCAAAUAUCAGACGAUCGCGUCAGGAAGGAAAUUCGAGAGUGGCUUAAAGAGAGUGAAGGAGACGAACUCCUCGUGUUAAUUGCUGGAGACCAGGGUUAUUUGCGUGUUCUUGAAGAGGUUCGAGCGUCGGGGAAAAAUAUUCACAUCUUCCUCAUUUGUCCGAAGAACGUGACUCAUUCAGUUAUCGAAAAUUUUGAGGCAGAGGGAAGGGAAACCUGGGAAGAUUUUUUGUCAGAGGCUCAAGGGGGAACUAGCGGCGACGACGACGAAUCUGGGGACGGGGACGGAAGUGGAGAUGGCCGAGGUGGAGGUCCGGGAUCUAAAAAAGGCGGAGGAACCGAUCCGAAGAAGCCUUCGACUAUGUUUUGUAACAGGACUCUGAAGAACAUCUUGGGACCAUUCAAGAAACCACGGCAAAAAUUAGGCUACUCUGGUCCUAUCACCAUCACUGGCGCACUAUCAAAGUUCCCUCAUGACAUCCUCCUUGAAGCCCUCUCUUCCUACAGUCCUAGAGACACUGUUAAGCUAUCCCGUGACUGGUUUGAUGAUACACAUCUUCUGGCAGAUUCAGGGAAACGGCCUUGAGGAAACGGCCUAUGUUGGACUUAGAGGAGCCACUCUGAAGAUGAGCUAAAUGUCUUUCAACUUCAGGCUUAUUGUGGAACUUAUCUUCUGUUUAAGAAGUAUCUUGAAAAACCCCUAUUUUUGUUGUCUUUUCAACUUUAUUCUUGUUGUGGAACUUAUGUUCUCUGUUUAAGAAGUAUCUUGAAAAACCCUAUAUCUGGUUGUGUGUUUUAAGAAGUUUGAUCGCCACCAAUUGGGCA
Molecule: messenger RNA, 1343 nt
Organism: Camelina sativa (false flax)
Lineage: Eukaryota; Viridiplantae; Streptophyta; Magnoliopsida; Brassicales; Brassicaceae
Source: RefSeq, a predicted model, not a curated record